UAGUGACGUGGUUUUGGAUUUUCCGUAAAUCAACUUGAUCAGGAAGAUAAGCGGAAAUGGUGAAUUGCUAAGAAUGCGAGGUAUGCAGACAGGGUAAUUGUGGAACGCUGAUGUAUACAACCUUCACCUACAUCGCAGUUUUAACAAUUACAAGGGAAAUCGUCGGAGUUCCUCGUUAGCGAUGGCAAGCGGGAAUGACGUUAAUGAGUUGGCUAAAUCAUUCCAAAAUGCUUCCAUGUCUGGAAAGUCUGAGAAGGAAUCAAGAGAUUUAGCUUUUAAAAGAGCAAGUAAUGACAUUAUGAGCAAUAUUACUGUUGAAACACAAGUGUUCUCCAGAAGUUUGCCAUUAGAUAAAGAUGCUUCAAACAAUAAUGAGGCAUUCGGUGGUGCAAAGCCAAAACAAGGUUGUUGGCACGGCGAUCGACAUAGAACACACAGCGGUAGUAGUCAAGGGAAACAAGCAAGUGGGUAUGAAAACAUAGAAGAGCAGAAUUCAAAAACUGAACAUAAAGAUCAGAAGGAAAACACUCGUCGACAACGGACAUGCAGUGAACGGAAGAGUGUAGCGAACGACAAACCUGACCGGCGACAUUCAGCAUCAGAAAAUAAAAGCAACUUCUCUGACAAGCGAAGACCGAAUAAGGCCAAUCAGAAAAAAGAAAAUUCAUCCUCUAGGUCCUCAGAUGGUUCAAGAACGACAGAAAAUACAUUAAAAUAUGGUAUUGAUCCAGUGCCAGACGCAGAAGCAAAACUACGUGCUGAAAAAGAACUAAAGGUUAGUUCUUUCCCAAAAGCAAACACACAUAAAGGCAGUACAGGAAAUUCCAAAAUUAAAAUAAAUGCAGAAGAGACACAAAAAGCAAAUAAUAAUGCUAAAAAUGACAAAACUGUUGAGAAUAAAGGAAAUGAGAAGAAGACUAGGAACAAAAGGAAAAAUACCCAGAUUUUCGCUGUGAUUUGUGACGAUGUUUCGAAUGAUCGGAGAGUUCAUGAUUUCUUACAUCAGCGGAUGGGUAGACCGAAGUGGUUGGAUUUUACGGUUGAAUGUGUGGAGAAAAUGGUAGGGGUUAGCAAAGGCUGCACAUUGGUAACAACGUCAUUUGCAAGUGCAAACAUAGCCAAAAAAGCAGUGAAUCUUCUGCAUAGUUCCAACAAGGGCUCUUCGAGUAAAGUUCAUGGAUUCUUUAGGAAGGAAAAAGCGCUCGGCGAGGAGCUGACGAUGACUAGUAAACGUGAGGCUGAAAUUCAAAAAGCAUUACUGGAAUUGAUAGAAACGACAGAAGAAGUUAUGGGCAAACACGAUUUAAAAAUAAAAGAAAAGGAAGAUGAAAUAGGGGAAAUAGACAAGGAGUUGCAUAGUCGAAAGCAAAUUCCAUUUAAUCUGUAUGACAAACUAUCAGACAAGAAGUCGGCCUUGGAUGACAAGUUACAAGAGCUGCAAUCACAAAGAGUAGAGUUUUGUAAAUAUAUUAAGGCCAUGAAAACCAAAAUUGUAGAAAUUAUAGAUAAUGACAAGUUCGGUAAUGAUUUGAGAGACAUUCGAAAGGCUCUUGGUGUCGAGUGCCGGCGUUUAGAAGCAGCCCUACCGAUGUAUGCAAGAAGAGACGACAUCCUUACAACUAUACAGAACAACCAGGUUUCUGUUAUCCUUGGCGAAACAGGGUCGGGUAAAUCCACUCAGAUGGUCCAGUACCUGUACCAGACUGGUUUUGGAGACAAAGGCCUUAUUGCCUGCACUCAGCCUAGAAAGAUUGCAGCAAUCAGUCUGGCGACCCAUGUGUCCAAGGAACUAGCCUCAAGCGUUGGACAAAUCGUUGGCUACCAAGUAGGCAUGCAGAUGAAGAAAACAGAUAUCACAAAGGUUUUGUACAUGACUGAUCACAUAUUGCUGAAUGAAUGUUUAGCAGAUAGAUUGUUAUCAAAGUACUCUUGUGUAAUUAUUGAUGAGGCCCAUGAGAGAAGCAUUCACACCGAUUUGCUUUUAGGACUUCUUAAGCAGUGUAUGAAAACCAGGCCGGAACUCAAAGUUAUUGUGACGUCUGCAACCAUUGACCCAGACAUAUUUGUUCAGUACUUUGGGGGACCACAUAACUGCCCAGUUUUGAGUGUUUCCGGCCGUGCAUUUCCCGUAGAUGUCAUUUGGGAUCAUGACGAAAUGUACGAUAGCCCAUAUCCAGACAAUUUUGAAAGGAAAGCUCUUCAGAAAGCUAUCGACAUCCACACAACAACUGAUGUUAAUUCUGGGGAUAUCCUUGUCUUCCUUACAUCUGCUAUUGAGACAACACGGUGUGCGGAACGAUUCAAACAAAAAUGCGGAGACAAAACUUGCAUCUGCUUGCCGCUUCACGGCCGAUUAAAGCCAGAGGAACAACAACAAGUUUUUGACCAAACUCCGAAGGGAAAGCGAAAGGUGAUAUUUUCGACUAACAUUGCUGAAACUUCCGUCACAAUAGAUGGCAUUAAGUAUGUGAUAGACACUGGGCUGGCGAAAGAAAUGCGAUUUGAUCCUAAACGGAACAUGAGUUCUCUGGAUGUUGUGUCUGUAAGCAAAAGCUCCGCCAAUCAGCGUAAAGGAAGGGCGGGAAGAACGUCUGCAGGAACAUGUUACAGACUCUAUGCCCAAAAGGACUUUAGCAAAAUGGAUAAAUCUGGAACCCCUGAAAUAUUACGUAUCCAUGUUGCACAAGGUAUUUUGAAACUUUUACAGCUGAAAGUGAAUCCUGUUGACUUUGAUUACGUCCAGUCGCCCUCACCAGCGGCGAUGAAAAGUGCAGUUGAAGAGCUAAUGAGUAUAGAAGCUGUUGACGAAAAUGGAAUAACUGAGCUAGGAGAAUGGAUAGUGCGACUUCCUGUUGAACCAAGGCUUGGGGUGAUGGUUAAAAAAGGAAUUGACAUGGGUGUUUCUCUUGAAUCGCUUGUCAUUGCAACUUGUUGUAAUCAACAAGUGUUUUUCCGCGCUGGCUCAGAUGAAGAGAAAAAAUUAGCUGAUAUGAAGAAACUGGAGUUCUGUCACAUUGGAGGUGACCUGCUGACUAUGUUAUCGGUGUAUAGAGAAUGGGAUAAAGUCAACGAGAAGGAAAAGGGCAAAUGGUGUAAUGCUAAGAGCGUGAAUGGAAAAUCAAUGAAGAGCGUUCGGGACAUGGUCAAUGAAAUAUGUACAUCACUGAAGAGAGAAUUGGAUGUAAAAAUACAGCAUAAAUUUAUUGAAGUAGCUGAGGCCGAGUCACGUAUAGGAAAGCUGAUUUUUGAAUGCAUGUACUCUAACCUGGGUUACUACCUUGGACAUGAAAGUGCGGGCUACCUGAUUGUUAAUCGCAAUCACAGGGUACAGAUACACCCUUCUUCAGCCCUGAUUUCUCUAGGCUGUCAGCCUGAAUGGAUAGUCUUCAACAGAGUUUUGAAAACCUCAGCGGAUUUUAUCACUGAGAUAACGCCAGUUCCGGAAGACUACAUUGAGGAAGCGGAGGGCUUAGGCAAAAUCAAACUGAACAGAACAGCAUUGUACAAUCAACGGAUAGAACGAGUGAGCACAAUUCCAGUUGGAAAACAUGUGUUUUGGAAGUUUGUUGGACCAAUGCAUAAAGAACGAAAGUCAUUAGAAGCGGACAUUCAAGAUAUUUGCAACGGUUCCACUGUGAUAAUUGAAGCAAAUAAACGGAGAGGUGAAAUAGUAUUGUUUACAGUCCCACAAUAUUCUGAAGUUGCGUUGGACAUACUUAAGGAAAACCUCAAACCAUUGCCUGCUCCGCUAUUAAACGAACGAAUAGAAGAGUCCUUGUGCGAAUCAGGAGUAAGGGUGGUUAUAAAAGAAGGUGGUGAAGUUGCUGAUAUAUUGAUGCCAGAUCAAUACAGAGCCUGUAACAUCAAAGAGAAUGACUCGGCUGCAUAUUCAUUAACGGAAGACGAGCUACACACCGUAUUGUCACAGUACGGACCAUUAGAGCAGAUUUGGCAAAUAACAGGAAAGAGAAGCACAAACAGUAUGUUUUGGGGAAGAGUAACAUUCACAAAUGCAAGCGAUGCUAAAGAAGCUGUAACUGCCAUUAGGGAAGACGACGACAGUUUGUGUUCUCUCAUUCCAAUUACCUAUGCUGCUAGGAGAUCAUACCAACAACAAGGAUUUACAAUGAAGCUUAGCUGGACACGUCGGAAGGGAAAGGGAAUAUGUUUCGUGUCUUGUAACAGGCCUGAAGAUGUUUCUCGCUUAUUAAUGUCAAGAAUACAAGUAUUGGACAGGAAUGUUUUAGUUAUGCCAGCCAAACAGCAGCAACCAGGCAAACAGCAGUCAGAUCUAUAUAUAAGAGCGCUUCCUUUGGAUGUUUGUGAGGACGAUAUCAAAGAAGGCCUUGCACAAGCACUUGAUGUUGAUAAUCCAAAGGAACGUUUCAAAGUUAUUAUCCCGCGGGAAAACUGUAUUUUUCGAACGAAUGAGCAUGGAUUAGCACGAACAGAGCUGACGAAUAUUUUGUCAAAGUUGUCCGGUCCUGAUACGUUCCGAUUGAAUGUACGCGAGUACAAACAUCAAACAGUGACCGCUUUGGCAUUUGUCACGUACAAUGACGCAAACAUGUGUGAAAAAGUUGCUGACGCGAUAAAUGAAGGUUAUGAUCAUAUUAAUUACUGCAAAUUACACGCGGAAGUUGAAUACAAGUCAUCUGUGCAUGUGAAGCGGUUCUUGUUUGAUGUUUUGAAACAAGACAUUGAUGAAAAGGUAGAAAUGUAUCGGACACAAAGUCGGUCCACAACGGUUGAGAUAAGGACGCUGAAAUCUGGCCACUAUUCAUUGGAUAUAAAGUCUAUUACUUUACAAAAGUUGGCCAAGGCAAAGGUCUCAUUUGACAAACUUGUUCAAGGCGAAGUGUUGGAUGGAGAUGUUAUAAAAGACAUUCAAGUGUUAUUUUCAACUGACGGUCGUGCAAAAAUUAAACGAAUCGAGAAGUCAACUGAUGCGAUCAUAAAUAUUGACGGAAGGCGCAUGCAGAUUAUUGUCCAAGGACGUACAGAUGCAAAGAAUAAGGCUGUUGAUCUUAUAAGAACAGAAGUUCUUUUAUGCACUGAAUCGAAUGAGACAGAAGUUCGUCUGAAAGGGGAAGAUAACCCACCCGGUUUAAUGAAGGCUUUGGUCGUAAAGUAUGGUUUGAGAUUUGGCAAAUUAAAAUCUGAAACCGGUCUGUCAUCGAUAGCAUUGAAUUUUCGACACCAUGAAAUAUCGUUGUCAGGUAAAGAUGACGCCCUUGUUAAAGCAAUGUCAAUCAUUCGGGAGCAGAAAGAGUUGCUUUCAAACGACAAAACUACAAAGGAUGCUGGCACAGAUUUGCCUGAUUGUCCAGUAUGUCUGACCCCUAUAGAUGAAGCAGAUAUGUGUCGUCUUGAAUACUGCGGUCAUGCCUAUUGUAAAACUUGCCUUACAACCCAAAUUAGAGUUGCUAUUCAAAAUAGAGAGUUUCCGGUCAACUGUGCCACAGAAAAUUGCAAUAACGGUUUGGUAGCUCGUGACUUCAAUGUUCAAGUCCGUAAUAGCCUCAUCAGGGCCUCAGACCCAGUCGAAGCAUCUAUGACCAGCUUUGUCACAAGGCACAACAAAGAGUACAAGUUUUGUCCAACGCCGAAUUGCAAUAUGGAAUACAAAGUAUCAAAAGGAAGGUUUGAAUGUGGUCUUUGUCAUGCUUUAACGUGCACCAAGUGCCAUAAUGGAAUCCACGAAGGUCUGACCUGCGACAUGUACGAAAGUGCGAAAAAGGCUGGGGACUUAGUGCUUAAAUGGAUAAAAGAAGAUCCUAUCAACCGAAAAAUGUGCCCAGUUUGUGAUCUGGGUAUUGAGAAGAUCGCCGGUUGUGACCACAUGUUGUGCAGGUGUGGUUCUCAUAUAUGCUGGAAAUGUCUCCGAUACUUCUCGUCCUCGUCCGCUUGCUACGGACAUUUACAGACCGCCCAUGGUUCGUUUGUGUAACUGCGUUUAAAAACGUCUGUAGGUUUGAUAUUGUUUGAUCAGCCGUAUGAUUUGAGUGAAAAUGCAUGUUUCUUGAAUUGUUAAUGUGGCUUCAUUAGAGAGAAUAAUGUGAAUGUAAUUGAAAACUAUUUUAUUGGCGAAAGUAACGUUUGUUUACAUAAUGCAAAGAUCACAAGUAUUUGCAUUUUCUAGAGUUUUUCAAUCAAUGUAUUAUAACUAUAUUUAUUUAUCGAUUCACUAGUUUUGCCAUCUGUUUGCUUUGUGUUACGUAAGAGAGAGCAUAAAGUCAUGCUGUCCGUCUGUGCCACUCUUUGUCCCGAGAAUAACUUUAAAAGUACUCGUGGGAUUGGAAUGAAAAUUGGUAUAUAGUUGGAUGGCAAUGAGAGGAAGUGCAGAAAUAUAAUCUGGUUAUGCAUCUUUAUUAAAUAAUCUCUCUUAACCAUGUUUUCAUAAUUGGUGCUUGCUUACCUUUGUCCGGAGAAUUACUUCAAAAGUACAGUUAGGAUUAAAAAUACUAAUUAUUCCUCAAACGACCAUAUAUCAAAUUCACCCAAUAGUUAUUCAUAAAAACCAUUGCCGUUAGGGGCGGAGCUAGUUUUCACUACUAGUAUAUAUAUGUCUAUAUAAAAAAAAAAAUCUUCUCUUUGGAAACCAUUGGCAUGAUUUCAAAACAACACAGAAAUGUUUCUUAUGUGUUAUCCUUUUAUCAUAUUUAUUUAUAUUAUUUUUACAAUUAUCUUUAUUGUUUAACAAAUAUUGAAGAGAACAACUUCAAACUUAUUUACAGUAAUAACGUGCUCUUUUGUGGCAAGUAAUAUAACCCCAACUUAAUUAUUAUGAGUAACGGCACUUUGAACUUUUUAACAAAUAUAUAUUUUUCAUGUUUUGAUACGACUGGUUAAACAUGGAAGUAUUUUAGUUUUACCUGCGGCGUACGAGCGUAUGCUGUCCGAUCAAUAACUUUAAAACCGUUUGUCAAAUCAGGAGAGCGAGAUAGGGCCAUAUCUGCCCUAUUGUUUUUGAUUGCUUUUGACAGGCACAAAUUUCAUCAUUAUAGUUUUCAUUUUAAAGACAAAACGGUGUACAGUCGAGCGCGCUGUCCUACGACGGCUCUUCUUUAUUUCAUUGCUUGAGAUUGACGUUAUUUUUUAUGCCCCCCUUCGAAGAAGAGGGGUAUAUUGCUUUGCACAGGCAUGUCGGUAUGUCGGUCGGUCGGUCGGUCCGUCGGUAGACCAAAGCUUGUCCGAGUGAUAACUCAACAAUUCCUGGACGUAUGGUCAUCAAACUUCACAUGAAGGUUGGGCCUGAUCAGUAGAUGACCCCUAAUGAUUUUGGGGGUCAUCGGGUCAAAGGUCAAGGUCACAGUGACCUUUAAUGGUAAAAUAAUUUUAAAGCUUGUCCGAGUGAUAACUCAACAAUGCCUGCACCCAUGGCCCUCAAACUUGACAUGGAGGUUGGGCCUGACCAGUAGAUGACCCCUAUUGUUUUGGGGGAACAUCAGGCCAAAGGUCAAGGUCACAGUGACCUUGAAUGGUAAAAGGUCGUCCGAGUGAUAACUUGACAAUGCCUGCACCCAUGGCCCUCAAACUUGACUUGGAGGUUGGGCCUGACCAGUAGCUGACCCCUAUUGUUUUUGGGGCUCAUCGGGUCAAAGGUCAAGUUCACAGUGACCUUGAAUGGUAAAAGGUUGUCCAGGUGAUAACUCAACAAUGCCGGCACCCAUGACCCUCAUAAUUGAAUUGGAGGUUGGGCCUGACCAGUAGAUGACCCCUUUUGCUUUUGGGGGUCAUCGGGCCAAAGGUCAAGGUCACAGUCACCUUGAAUGGUAAAAGGUUGUCCGAGUGAUAAUUCGACAAUGCCUGCACCCAUGGCCCUCAUAAUUGAAUUGGAGGUUGGGCCAGACCAGUAGAAGACCCCUAUUGUUUUGGGCGGUCAUCGGGCCAAAGGUCAAGGUCACAGUCACCUUGAAUGGUUAAAGGUUUUCCUUGUGAUAACUUGACAAUGCCUGCACCCAUGGCCCUCAAACUUGACUUGGAAUUGGGGCUGACCAGUACAUGACCCCUUUUGUUUUUGGGGGUCAUCUGGCCAAAGGUCAAGGUCACAGUCACCUUGAAUGGUAAAAGGUUGUCCGAGUGAUAACUCAACAAUGCCUUCACCCAUGGCCCUCAAACUUGACUUGGAGAAUUGGCCUGACCAGGAGAUGACCCCUAUGGUUUUUGGGGGUCAUCUGGCCAAAGGUCAAGGUCACAGUGACCUGGAAUGGUAAAAGGUUGUCCGAGUGAUAACUCGACAAUGCCUGCACCCAUGGCCCUCAAACUUGACUUGGAGGUUGGGCCUGGCCAGAAGAUGGUCCCUAUUGAUUUUAGGGGUCAUUGGGCUAAAGGUCAAGGUCACAGUGACCUGAAAUGGUAAAAGGUUAUCCGAGUGAUAACUCGACAAUGCCUGCACCCAUUGCCCUCAAACUUGACUUGGAGGUUGGGCCUGGCCAGAAGAUGUUCCGUAUUGAUUUCAGGGGUCAUUGGGCCAAAGGUCAAGGUCACAGUGACCUUGAAUGAUAAAAGGUUGUCCGAGUGAUAACUCAACAAUGCCUGCACCCAUGGCCCUCAAACUUGACAUGGAGGUUUGGCCUGACCAGUAGAUGACCCCUAUUGAUUUUAGGGGUCAAAGGUCAAGGUCACAGUGACCUUGAAAGCGACCUCGACAAUUCCUGGACCUAUGGUCAUCAAAUUUGACAUGAAGGUUGGGCCUGCCCAGUAGAUGACCCCUAUCGUCUUUGGGGGUCAUCAGGCCAAGGUCAAUGUCACAGUAACCUUUAACGCAAAAAAGUUAACAAAUCUUCUCCCACUGAUAUCUCAACAAUGCCUGAACCUAUGAUCAUUAAACUUGACAUGGAUGUUAAGCCUGAUCAGUAGAUCACCGUUAUUGAUUUUAGGAUUCAUAUAGCCAAAGGUCAAGGUCACAGUGAUCUUGAAUGGUAAAAGGUUGUCCGAGUGAUAACUCAACAAUGCCAGAACCCAUGGGCUUCAAACUUGACUUAGAGUUGCAUCUGACUUGUAGAUGACCCCUUAUGAUUUAAGGGGUCAUUGGGUCAAAGGUCAAGGUCACAGUGACCUUGAACGAAAAAAACUUGUCUGUGUGAUAACUUGACAAUGCCUGCACCCAUGGCCCUCGAACUUGACAUUUAGGUUUCUGGUGACCUGCUGAUGACUCUGGAUUUUGAGUUCAUAGAGUCAAAGGUCAUGGUCAUAACACACUCUAUCCUCACACUUUAAUGGUCAUAAUCUUAAAACUGCCUUAACGGCAACAAAUCAGCUGUCAUUUCGGUCCAUGCAUAUUUCAUUCAAUUGUCCAUAUAAUCCUGACAACAUGGCG
Messenger RNA from Mya arenaria, 9322 nucleotides. RefSeq lists its product as uncharacterized. The record is from RefSeq and is a predicted model, not a curated record. Gene Ontology annotation, biological process: spliceosomal complex disassembly. The coding region runs from base 182 to 5950 and encodes 1922 amino acids. Gene Ontology annotation, molecular function: RNA binding; zinc ion binding; ATP binding. Gene Ontology annotation, cellular component: intracellular anatomical structure; catalytic step 2 spliceosome. The transcript is spliced from 4 exons. NCBI's taxonomy places the organism in Eukaryota, Metazoa, Mollusca, Bivalvia, Myida, Myidae.